AUGUCCUACGGGUCCGAUUAUAAUUCCAGCGGCGCUGACACAGGCGCGCGACAGCAACCACAACAGCAAACAGUCGGGUUUAGCAACUACAACGCAAGCAUGAUGAUGUACAGCGUACCGCAAGCAAGCACGCAAACUUCGAUUUACAACACACCGCAAUAUGCGCCCCCACUCUCGUCGAGAAAUAACCCCAUGGCAUCAGCGCCGCUGUUAUCCAGCCAGCCCGACGUGAACGCAUCUUACUUUGGAGAGGAAGAGGUUUCCCCUCAGACGGCCUCGCUGGAGCACGGUGCCAGCAGCGGAUCAGCAACAGCUUACUACCAAGAUAUUCCCUCCUCGUUCCACUAUACCACAGCGACAGGGGCAGAAAGCACCGGUGGCAGUGGCAGCAUAAGCGGCAACAGCCUCACCGGGGUGGAGAGCUUCUACCAACUCGCCGAUCUAGGCGGGAGCACUUCUGGAGCGAUGGCCGAUACUUCCAGACCGGACAGAACGGCAGAAUUUGAGGAAAAGUGGCAAGAAUACCGGCGACGCCUAGCCAACGUCUUUCUCGAGAUCAAAAACGGGAAUCUGGAAAAGGCCGCUGAUGGGCUCUUGAGCGUCUCUUUUUGGCUCUUGUCCAGGGUAGAGGAGCUGGGCCUGACCGAGGACGACGAGGACCUACAUAAAGAUCGGCUGAAGCUUUGGCAGGACUUCAACCACGCGUGGAUCGCGCUCACUUUCAAGCAAAAACAGUUCAUGGAGCGGGUUGGCCCCGAUGAUGUAGUACCGCAGCCGCUAUCAAUGCGCACGGUCAAGAGGAUGGGCGACGAACUGAUCCGCCUCUGCGACGGUAUUGAGCGGCAUGGCCUGGUAGACUACCAGUUUGGCGUGUGGGAGGAUGAGAUUGAAUCAUUGCUUGAGGACUGUCUUACGCUCUUCGAGGAGCAGGAGAAGGAGCAGAAAGAGGCUCGCAGCAAAGACCGAAGCGAAUCAUGA
Molecule: messenger RNA, 978 nt
Organism: Cordyceps fumosorosea ARSEF 2679
Lineage: Eukaryota; Fungi; Ascomycota; Sordariomycetes; Hypocreales; Cordycipitaceae
Exons: 3
Coding region: 1-978 (325 amino acids)
Source: RefSeq, a predicted model, not a curated record